GUCUUGUUGACAAAAAGGAAACAUGGAGUACUAUGCCAAAUUUUCACUUGUGAAACUCAAGCUACUUUUGGUGCUUUUUCUCAUAAUUAUCCCAUUGAGUGCAUCCAAUGAAUUUGUUAAUAAUGUUUUAAAUAAUGAUCAGAUGCUUAUAGUGCUUAAUAAGCGAUUAGGAAAUCUGAACAAUUAUCAUUUGGAUGCAUCUAAUCACGAUAGCACCGGUAGUAAACAAACAUAUGGCAGUGCCAGUGUAAGUGAAAGUAUUGACAAAUCUAGUCAUUUAUCAAGAUCAUCUGGUGCUUUUAACUCUAACGACCAAGCUUUUUGUGAACGAAAACUACGGGAUGGUGUGAUCAUUAAAGCAACAGAAUCUAUUAAAGCUGGUGCAACAUACAUUGACUCUAUUAAAGACGUUGCUUCUAAAGAAAUUUGUAUUCAAUAUUGUUGCCAAAACACAACUUGCGAUGUUGCUGUCUACCAGGAUAAGGGUGACCGCUUCUGUUAUUUAUUUCAAUGUGAUGGCAAGUGUAUCUUCAAAGAGCAUGCUGGCUACUAUGUCAUUGACAUCUCACACAAGAAGCUGGAACAGAGUGAAGAGGAACUGCACAGCCUGAACAAUGACCUCCAGGACCUCAGCAGUAGUGCCUCUAAAGAAAAGACUUUCAAUGAUCAAAUCUCUAAGAAAGAGGAUGCUGUGAAAACAGCCGAGAACAAAUACCAGGAAGAGCCAAAACCUGAUGAAGUUAUCCCAGUGGCCAACUUUCCACCCACAGAACCUGUCAUUGCUCCGCAUUCAGUUGGCAUUAAAGGUUAUUGCACUCAGUCAAUGCAGUGUGAGGAUCCCAAUGCUGCUUGUAUUGAUCACAACUGCUACUGCAAAAUGGGAUACUAUAUCAAAGAUGGACUAUGCAGAAAAGUCUGCUCUGCUUCCAGUUUUGAAUGUUUUGAACUGGGUACAUUAAGCAGAGGGCCAGAGUGUAUUUCCAGAGAUCAAGUCUGUGACUCAUACAUGCAUUGUGCUGAUGGCUCAGAUGAAUUCAACUGUGAAAAUAUAGCUGCUAGUGCACAGGCCAGUGAUUUGAGCAAAUUGGGCAGCAAUGGCAAGAUGGCUAGUGGUGGGCAGGCUCAGCAGUCAUUGUCCAAACCAGCUGUGCAAGAACCAGCAAAGCUUGUAUCACAGGGAGACACUGGUCACACUUUUGGUUUGAAUUUGGGAAGUAAAGUGAACAUGCAACAGCAAGACAAGGGCACACAUCCAGAUCAGGUCAGCAGAUUAAAUAAUGGUGUCAAGUCUGUUGUAAAACCUGCACUGCCUCCAAGCAUGGAACAAACUAAUAAGAAUGAGAAUAUUAAAACUAACAAACAGCAUUUUGAUAAUUCUGACCCAGAUAGUAACCCUAUCUAUACUGAUAACUCAUUCACUAACACCAAUACUAACCUUGAGAAUGAAAAUUCUCCUACCUUCAAGAAUAACUUUAAACUUAUUGAAAAUGGUUUCUCUCAGCCUUCUGGUCCAGAAAAGUUGAAUGAACCAAUUAGACAUGUUCAUGUUCACACUAAAACAGAUUUAAACCAAAUGAAAGCUACUGUCAAUAGGUCUGUUGAUUUGUCAGACAAAAUUAUUGCUCAGCCUGCUGAGCAGGACUCUGGUCCAGGACAAUCCAGGACCCAGGACAUACAGGAGAACCAAGACAUGUCAAACACAGCAGAUGAUACAGCUCAUGCUGAUUCAUAUCAACGACAUGAUUUCAGGCCAGUAACAAAUCAUCAUCUUAAUAAUGAUAAUCUACUGGAGGGUCAAAAUGACAAUAAGCUUCAUGAUAAUCUUAGCAUUGGCAGACUCCAUGAAAGUAUGAAAAGCAAUAGACUUCAUCCUGUAGAUGAAGAUUCUGUUGGAGAUGAUGCAGGUAAUACUAUCUACAAUAAGCAUGUUGAUGAGCCUGAAACUAAAAAAGUUAUGUCCCCUGUUGUACAUAUUUCGGGAUCUAAGCCCUCUCAGGUGGUUAGUUCUGAGGAUGAUCAAUCUUCCCAGAAGCUAAAAUCCUCAUCACUUGUGGGUGCUGGUAAACCUUACUCAUCCUCAUCUCACAAAUCAUCGUCCAAGGUUCAUGGAUCUUCUGAACCUUCCUACACUUCUCAGAAAUGGUCAGACCCUGCUGGGCUCUACGUGCCCUAUGCCCUGCCAGACACCCCAGACCAACGUCAGCGUCAGCACUCUUCUUCAGGGCAGUACCUUGACAAUGUGCAGUACUACCCUCCAUAUUCUAGUGACACCCUAGACACACUGCCUAAUUCACUGUUGAGCAACCUAGGUUCCACUGAUGACUUGAGCCAGUAUGGGGGCUCCUAUCUAGAGCGUGACAAGCCACUUUCUAAUGUAUACCAGGGAAGUAAUCGCAACUCUGGCUACCUCAGUUUCUCAGAUACAGCAUAUGGUCCACAGUAUCCUGGCUCAAAUAGAUAUGACUAUAGUGGAGAAUACAGAUCCCCUACUUACCAUGAGUCUGAUUUCUAUCCUCCUGUAAACAGCCAGCGCCAGUAUAGACCUGUAGCAGGACUGUAUGAGGAUUUCCCACCAGGCCAGAGACUUCCCAAACCGAAUACUGUAGAGAAAUCAGAAGUUAAACCUGUUCAGGCAUUAUCCCAUGACACAGGCAGUGAAGGACAAAACAUUAAGCCUAUUGCUGGUCUGACCAGACAGCCCAACAUUUCUACUACUGUCAUUCCUAAAACUGCUUCCACAACCACUUUGCGUACCACUACAAGAGUCAAGCCCCAAUCUCAGGUGACCACAACAGGCAAGCCUUCACAUCCUCGCGCCAAUGAACGUGUCUUCCUUUCCAGUGAGAAAGUAAUUAUAGCCAGCUCAUCCAGUAAUGCAGAGGGCCCAAUAAUUGCUCUCUCCCUGGGGCUGGCAUUCACCAUUAUCCUUCUUGCUCUUGUUGUUUACAGGCUCCGCAGAAUGCGCCACAGAUUAAAGAAAGGCAGACCACUACAUCACAAUGAAGCAGACUAUUUAAUUAAUGGAAUGUACUUGUAGUCUUUGCCUAGAAAUUACAGGCUAGAACUUAGCAACAGUAUUUGAAUUAUUUUGGAUCAAAACAAAUUACAAAAUAUGUCAUGAACAUGAAUUUUAAUAAAUUAAGUACAUUAGAAUUCAUUCCUUUUAGAAAGAAAAAUAUUUUUCUAUAACCAAGUUGCUCUAAUUUAAAGAACAAAAUUCUUUUGUUCGUGAUUCCUGUCAAAUAAUUUAUUUUUGUACUGAAGAAACUGUUCAUCUUGUAUGAAAUUGUGUUGACUGAUCACAUCUGAUGUGAUCCACAGUUAUUACAAAUUGUUUUAAUUUUGUUUAUGCCUACACUAGUCAUUUUUAAGGUUGUAAAUGACAUUCAAAGAAUUGUUUAUUUCAUAUUUCUUUUUAUAUGUCUUGCAGAAUCAGUCUAUUGAACAGUUUUGAAUCUAUUGUAUAUUGUUUUUAUAUGGCAUUUGGUUAUGGCAGUAUGUCCUUUGUGUUCACUUCAAUUAAAAAAUGUUUAGUACAGUGGCUAAGAGAUGCUUAAUUGUGUACUAAUAAUUCACCUAAUCAUAGGGAGCUUGUAAGCUCCAACUUCAAGUCAUUUUUUUUCUCUAUUAAAACGAUUUGUGUUGCUUAUGAACCUCGCCCUGUUAAUUGCAGGAGCAAAAAAGUAAUUAAAAAAAAAAAAGAGACUGAUCUUGUUUCUUUGUGAAUGUUUGUACUAGUCACUUUUUUUUCCCUACAAUGAUACACACAAAAGUAUUUAAAAUAGUGGAACAUUUCCUGGCUGUGCAUUUUGAUGAUGUUGUUUUUUUUUUUUAAUAUAAAGAACAGAAUAAAAGAAUUAAAUCUUGAAUUUUACAACCAAAGAAGUUGAUCUUUUAGAAAAUUUGAGAAAAGAUUGUACCAGUUGUGAUGGUGCUAAAUUGUCUACAGGUUUAUAUUGCUGUUUUGUUCACUGUGAGCCUAUGAAGGUAUACAGGCACAUACUAAAGCAAGUUCUUUGAGAAUGCCCUUGUGAUCAUUGCAUACUAACUUCACUUUUUAACACAAAGUUCUUAUUUUUGGUUAUAUUGUGUGGUCAUUUUUUUUUGUCUGUUAAUAAAAAAUAAACGCUAGAAGAAAAUUGGGCCUUCACUUGUACCUGGUAGUCAUCCCUUAAAAUUAUUUUUUGUUUCUGCCAGCACAAAGGUCCACUGGUUAUUACUCUCUCUAUGGAAGUUAUUGUUCAAUGUUUAGCUUUGUAUAUAUGCGCUGUGUACGGUGUAUGUUUUUGUUCAUUGUAUUCAUUACUUCUUUAGCUUUGUAAUUGUGACAAUCUCAAGGAGUUGUGGCGACUUAUUUAUUGAUGAAAAAAUUUGGUGUUGACUAAUAAUAUUGUACACAAGUAUAUGAUUUAUAUUUUUAUAUACGUCACUUUUUUAUUUUUAUAUAGAUUUAGGAUUUAACAUUUUUUCAAUAUGAUUUAUAUGUACAUAUAUUUAUUUUUUUGUACUGAUCUGAACAAUGUAGUCCUGAGGACAUGUUUCUAAAACUACCUGAGGCACACAGAAUAUAAUGGGAAAGCAGUUUUCAAUUUUUUUUUUUUUUAAAACUAGGCUAGUACCUCAAUAUGAAAAAAAAAAAGAA
Messenger RNA from Biomphalaria glabrata, 4642 nucleotides. RefSeq lists its product as uncharacterized. Lineage: Eukaryota; Metazoa; Mollusca; Gastropoda; Planorbidae. The coding region runs from base 23 to 3037 and encodes 1004 amino acids. The record is from RefSeq and is a predicted model, not a curated record. Gene Ontology annotation, molecular function: protein binding. The transcript has 8 exons.